Octopus bimaculoides (California two-spot octopus) is the source of this 7590-nucleotide messenger RNA. Its product is annotated as glutamate receptor ionotropic, NMDA 3A. Gene Ontology annotation, cellular component: membrane. Gene Ontology annotation, biological process: monoatomic ion transport. Gene Ontology annotation, molecular function: ligand-gated monoatomic ion channel activity; signaling receptor activity. The record is from RefSeq and is a predicted model, not a curated record. NCBI's taxonomy places the organism in Eukaryota, Metazoa, Mollusca, Cephalopoda, Octopoda, Octopodidae.
AUUUAUCGCAGGUAUCAUUAAAACACAUUAAAGGUGAAAGUAAGUAAUGAUAAACAACAAUAAUAGUAGUAACAACAACAACAACAAUAAUAGUAGUAACAACAACAACAACAAUUACAAAAUGCAAACAACUGUAUUGACAACAACAACAACGGCAUUUGUAGCAAUGGUGAAGAAUUACAACUACAGCUACGAUAGCAACAACAAGGAGAAGUACUGGUAAAGCAGCCGCACAGAAAUGUAAGUCAUUGUUAGGUUUUCAUCGUUUUAACCACAAGACCUCUGUGCAGUGGCAUGUGAAGAAGACUUGUUUGUUAAAGGAAGCAACUGCAUACAACAACAUCAUCAACAACAACAAGUGUCUAUGAAAAUGUAAAAGAAACUAGUUUGUCACGGCGUUGAAGAGUCUGUUUCGUGUCAGUCUCAGACACAAAGCUCUUGACAGAAUUAAAAACAAAACAAAACAAAAAACAAAAAAAAAACACACACACAGCAAGAUAACAGCAAUUAGGAAGAAAGAAAGAAAGUGUUAUUGUUGGAGAUGUUACAGUCUUUGUGGUGAUGCCACACUUUGGAAAUAUAGAAGUUAAUAACAAGACAUCGAAGUUGGUUAAUUAUGAUUUGGAAGUAAGACAGGUUGUCGGAAGAAUUGUGAAGCUUGUGGUCCGAACUAGUUUCGUUUAUCAUCUAUUGUUAAAUGUGGUCGUUAUCAUCACUUUCUUAGACGACCCGGUCAAACGAUGGAUAUAUACAAGAAAAUUAGAAAGAAAAAAAAAGAAACCGUCUAUAAUUUGAACGGUAUGUCGCUCUGUAUACACACCACUAUUAUGUAGAAUAUGUAUAUGUAAAUAAAUAUAUAUAUACACAUAUACAACAACAACAACAAUAACGGUAUAGUCUAGAAUCAACACGCAAACACUGACGCGUAUCAACAUAAUGUAGAACAAGAAAAAAUAGCUAAAAUAAUAAAUAUAUUCAUUGAUAUAUUAUAAACUAUUUUCCAUUUUACCACCAUAGACUAUAUAUUUAUAUACUAAUAUAUGCCAAAUAUAAAUAUAUGCCCAUAAAUAUACUCUUAAAAAUAAAAAACAACCAAAACAAAUAACUACCCCCGUCCGCCACCCCGCUAAAUGGUAUUAUGAAAUAAAAGGGGGGAGUGAGAAUGAAACUGUGAGAGGAAGAGGGAGAAGGAGGUAAGGAGUGAGAGUGAGAGAAAGAGAGAGGGAGAGAAGGAGACUAAAAGAAAAAAAGAAAAGCAAGAACAAAAGGCAAUAUUAAGUCAAGUUUUUUUUUUUAAAUAGAUACAACCACCAACACUGAUAGGCUACUACUACUACUACUACUACUACUACUACUACUACUACUACUACUACUACUACUACUACUACUACUACUACUACUACUACUACUACUUGUGUGUCUGUUAUGUUUUCUGAUAUUUUUUUAAUAUAUUUUCUUCGUAACAGAAAGCAAAACAUGUUAGAAUUUUUUGUAUAAAGUUGCCAAAGGUAAGGGGAAAAAACAUUAAAAAAAACCCCUAACAAAACAAAGAAUAAAAAAGCAAAAAAAGGUAGCCAAAACGAUUACAAAAACAACCAUGCACCAGCAACAAUAUCAACAACAGUUUCUUCACUUAUAACAAAAAACGUUGCCAAUUUCGAAUUACUUUCGGGAAUAUAAGCAUACAUUAUUAUUAUUAUUAUUAUUAUUAAAGGGAUUAAAAGUAACCCUGACAUGAACACUGACCAAAGGAUUUACCCUGAAUUCAUCAUAGUUACGGAUUACUACACGUGUGGAUUUUGGUUUUAAUCAUCGCUCGAAUCUUGGAAUACAUCGCUUGGAUUAUUUAAAUGACACCAAUUAACUAAUACGGAUUUCAAAAUACGCGCAUCUACGUUCAUACAUAAGUACAAAUGUAUGUGAUCUAACACAUCGCACACACGCAUACACACACACACUCACGGACACACGCUGACACAGUCACAGAGGUAACUACAUACACACACUCACACACACACACACACGCACGCACACACACACGCACGCACACACACACGCACAUAUACAUAUGUUUGUAUGUAUAACCAUAAAUAUGCAUGAUGUUUAUCAUUUUAUUAUUUUUCAAUAAGGUGCUAGUUGAGAAGUAAGUACGUAAGCUUCUAGUUUAUAUUUAUUCAAAUUUGUUCUUCUAAGUAUUCACCUGUAUACUUAAAAUGUUCUUAUAGUAAACAGGUAACUCACGCGACUGUGAGGGCAGAAUCGGUAGUAUUGGGUAUCAUAACUCGAAUUUAGCACUACAACAACUAUAAGUAAUAAUCACAAUAAAGCAAAAAAAAAAAAAACAGAUAAGUUAGAAUUACUGUCUUAAUUGAUAUUGUUGCAAAAUAGAUUAUGUUAAAAAAAUCUGCUCGUAUAUGAGGCUUCUCCUACAAAGUAUUUAGACAGACUUCAGGGGUUUCCUUAAGAUAUAAAGGUGGUUUUUAGAACACAUAUACACACAUACAAGCACUGUAUAUAUAUAUAUAUAUAUUUAUAUAAAUCUUUGGUAAUUUUCAGUAAAAUUAUAUUUUACUUUUCGAUUAUUUAAAAGAUUAGAAAUUGUUAAAUAUUAGAAAUCGUUAUAAAUAAGGUUAAGCAGGUAGCAUGGUACCUAAUUUAAUUUAGAUAUGUGUGCAACAAUAAUUAAAUAUAAGUUUAAUUAAAAAUUAUUUUACAUUUAAAAUUGCUUUCCGUUAAAUAACGUGCAGGUGUACGUUUCAGUACAUAUGUUUAAUUACUCAGUAACAUUACCAUAGCAAGUUAAAGAUGUAUAUAUGAUAAUGUACAAUUGUAUGUUAUAUACAUACAUGCAUACAUCUAUGCAUACCUAGAUAUCUAUAUAGAAGCAGAAAUACUACCAUGUAUUUAGAACAGAAAUCUAGUUAUAAUAUUCGUAUGUUAUAAUAAAUUACCAUCACAACUAGAUCAAAUUACCUAUUUUAAGGGCAAAUUUUUACCAAAAUUUUCUUUGCAGACAAACAACAACAAAAGCACACGUCUAGAAACUUGGUUCAGUUUUGAAAGAAUGAAAGCUUUAGAAAGUCAGAAUGGACAGGGAAUAUUUCUAUUGUUAAACUGAAAACUGAAAAUCUGUAAUAUUUCCUUCAUAGUUCAACAAUACUAAAGAUAUCCCCUAAUGACUGUUUGAUCUCAUAAAUCCUCAGAUAAUGGUGUAUGGUAAAAUAGAAAUAAAAAUAAUCAUUAAAACAGAACUACUGAAAUCUAAUUUUAUGUUAAAGAAAGAUAUGUGAAAAUAAAAAAAAAGAAGCAAAAUUAAAAACAUUCAGAACAAGAAAAGAAAGGGAGAAAGAAAUAGAUAUUUGUAUAUCUUUAGGUAAAUUCUCAGACACAAUUUCUAUAAGCAAAUCGAUGAAACCAUAUGCAAGAAAAAAUUUAUUAUUCUUGAAGUUAGUAGACAUAAGGCUGGAACGAACGGUAACCAUGUUAAAUAAAUACAAAACUUGACGAAUGCUAACAAAUUAGAUGAAUUUAUUAAGACAAUUUUGAGCCUAAAUAACUAAAAUAUGAACUAAGGUGGAAAUGGACAUACAAACAAACUAAAAGCUUAAUAUGUAUGGGGAACAUAAGGGUUUUGAUCAGUUGAGCGUUGUACGGCUUCGUUCAUAAUGCGGCCCCUGCUGUCCCAAAUCGCUGUUUUCGUCUCCUUAGUCAUGCCUCUGGUGUGGAUUAUAAUUCUUCCUGGGGUCAACACACAACACAACCGCACGAUCGCAGCCCUAUUUGACAAGGCUCAGUACUCCCUGCUCUCACGUAUCUUCACUAAAGCUAUUACAGAAUUGCGAAACAACAGUACACAAACCCGGUUUCAAGGCUACAAAGUUAAAGCAUCGACCAACUUCUACGAUGUAAUCAACGAGAUAUGUCGUGCCAUUAAACACGGGAAUGUGGAAUCAUUUAUUGUAGUGGGUAAAAGCCCGACAAUUCACGCCGUUAAUAUUGUGGCGGAGGCCUUGUCAAUACCAGUGCUUGGCUACAUGCUCGGAGAAGAUACACUAAAGAUUGGUAAUAUGAUGUACCUCAACUUGAAACCAAAUAAUGCUCAGUUGGCAAAAGGUAUAAUAGCCUUCUUGGAAAAUUACGAUACGGUACAUACUUUUAGUCUCAUUUCACAAGAGGAACUAAUUGGCGAUGGUUUUACUAGUGAAAUUACCAAACUGAUUCAGGCACACAAAUGGAUAUUAGAAGAAAGUAUAAAAAUCUCCGAAAGUGAUACGGACGAAAUAAUAAAUGUUAAGAUUCGUCAAUUACGCGACAACAAGGCCCGUAUCAAUAUACUUCAUUGUAGCAAUAAUUUAAUUACCAGAAUCUUUAAACAGGUAUAUUCAAUUGGAUUAAAAGACCGGGAUUAUGCCUGGCUACUGACUGAACAUGAUUAUAUACGAUCAACAGAACGAUAUCACUCUUUCCCGAUUGGAUCGCUUUCUUUUUCGUUGAGCGUCACUAUAAACCAAGAACAUAUAGUCAGUGACGUUGUUAAUCUUAUAAGCCAGGCCAUGUCUCAUAUUAAGCAUCUACCGUUUGGAAGUAAGCGUGAAUGUUCAAAAAUUGCAAACUCUAAACAAAUAGCUCGGGGUAAAGCACUAUACAAAUCAAUACUUAAAGCUUCCGGUGCCAGCCCAUUCCUUGGACCAUUAUUUUUUGACAGUGAUGGCCAUAUACAGAUAUCGAAUUUUAUAAUCAAAAACCUAAUACAUGAUGGAGAAAAAGUGACAUGGAGAGAGAUAGGCUAUAUUCGCAAUGGUGAUGUCAGGAUUCGUGAGCCUAUAUGGCCCAUUGAUCAUAUUCUACCAACAUCUGUGAACGGACGUACGCGUUAUCGGAUUGUUACGAACCCUGUUAAACCCUUUGUAAUGGAAGAGGCUCCACAUAAGGAUUACAACGAAUGCAUGUCAGAUACACCUUGUUUGAAACUAUCCUCUAAGGAUAAAGAACGGACUAUAGAAGCUCUUCGAGACUUCGAAGCCGGUGUAUUAAAUCAGAGUAACCCUUGGGAAAUACGUUGUUGUCGAGGGUUAUCGAUUGACUUAUUAAAUAAGUUGUCUAUCGACUUAGAUUUUGACUUUACAUUAUUUCUCGUUUUUGAUAAAUCCUAUGGAGCCUACAGUAACGGAUCGUGGAAUGGUAUGAUUGAAGAUCUCCUCGAGAGCACAGCACAUAUUGCCAUGGCAGCCUUUAGCAUCACCAAGUCACGUGUCAAAGCUAUUGAUUUUACGGAUCCUUAUUUUUUCUCAGGGUUUUCUAUCCUAGUUGCUGAUCGUGUUAGGGAUCCACAUAUGCAAGCAUUUUUGGAACCUUUUUCCAUAGGUGUAUGGUUUGCGAUUUUUAUCAGCGCCACAGUCACUGCCGUUGCUAUGGCCUUGUUUGAGUGGAACAGUCCAUUUGGACUAAAUCCAUGGGGACGAAAACGAAAGUCAAAUUAUACAAUGGCUUCCGGAUUAAACAUGGUAUAUUCUGUAUUAUUUGGUCAUACAGUCAGCACCAAAUCCCCGAAAGCAUGGCCAAGUAAAGUCAUGCAAAAUUUCUGGGCAUUUGCUGCAAUAUUUAUAAUAGCAAGCUAUACUGCCAAUCUUGCUGCCUUCAUAGCCGGGAAAAAUAAUGGAGUCGGAUACAAUGGAAUCUAUGACAGCAGAUUAUUGGACGCAAGAGUAGGUGUCCUUGGUGGAAGUGCAGUAGAAGCCUUCAUUAAUCGUAUUCACCGGCCGAUUUUCCAUGCAUCACAAAAUUAUUUAGUCAAUUCAUCUGAUACUGGUAUCCGAAUGUUAAUAGACGGCAAGUUAGACGCAUAUCUCGGAGAUUACCCUAUAUUGGAUUAUGCACGCGCGAAAUUAGAUCCAAAUUGUCAACUAAAACUUGUCGGGCAGACAUAUGGGGAAGAUGGUUACGGAAUAGGGCUACCAAAAAAUUCCACUAUACGUAUUCCUUUAUCUGAAAAAAUUUUGGACUAUCACCAAAGUGGCUUCAUUGAAGAUUUGAUAGAGGUGCACUUUGCAGACGCCCAGUGCUAUCAACAACGUAUGACACAAGAGGAAUCACAGCUCGAAGUGCAACAUCAUGCUGGACUUUUUGUUCUUCUUACUGUCGGUAUUUUAUUGGGAAUUAUUGUAUUGUUGCUGGAACACGCCGCAUUUAAGGUUCUUGUUCCUUACUUUCGAGCAACGCCAGGAAACAGCUGUUGGCGGAGUUCACACGUAAUGUUCCUCAGCCAGAGAUUACAUCGGAUUAUAACAAGCGCUGAAUUGGUUUCUCCUCAAGAUUCUGCCAAAGAAAUGAUCAGUAUUGUAAAAAAUAAGGAAUUUACACGUCUUUUCCAAAAGAGCACCAUAAGAAAAAAUAAACUAGCUGAUAUGGCAAAAACAAAAAGAUUAAACAGAAAUUUUUGUGAUGUUGUAGCAAAAGCAAAAUGGCGUUCCAGUUCCAGGAUGCAAGAUUUGAAAGAUAACAAUUUGAUUGAUGAUUCCAGUACAGCAGCUCCAGAAAUCAUCGAAAUACCAUUGAGAGACUUAUGCACAAAUAUUGACCUUGAAGCUCUUCGCAAACAAAAUGAACCUGUUGAUGGUGAUGAUGAUUGGCCAAUAACAUGGCAAGAAGAUUGGCUAUUAUCUGACCAUGAUGAAACUGUACCAUUAAAUGCUGACAACAGUUCAUCACAACCACAAAUCUGUCAGAGUGACUGCACACUGUUAUUAGAAAGCCCCGCAAAAAGGGGUCCCAAUACACCAAGUAAAACUUCUUUGGUGGAUUCAGAAACUUUUAGCAUGGGUGAAGUAAACUCGGCAAUUGUAUCUGACGAAUGCAACAUUGACUUAAAUCUCGAUGUAGAAGAAGACCAGCAAAGUGACAGGACUUUAGUAUGCCCAAGGCAAUCGAGUCCACGUGUUCGCUUUGCUGAUAAUAUUAUCAAUGGUCGUUUAUCAUGCAGUGAUUUAUCGUGCAUGCCAGGGGAGGUCCCCAACAAUGUCUACGAUAGCAAGUAUUGCAAACGGAAGUCGAGCUGGUGCGAGGACCGCAAUAAUAUCCUCGCUUCGGUUGGCUCAAAGAACACAAGAGUUCUGCCAAUGAAAAAUAACAAAUUUAAAUCUCUCAUCUGGAAGCGGCCCUCGUUGCAGGAUCAACUUCUGCCCUCAAUGCAAGCAGGUUUCUGCGUAGAAAAUAUUACAAAAGAAGAAUUAUUGGUGAUGUGGAAGACAUCAGAAAUUGAGUUGACAAAGCGUUUGGAAAAAGCAUUAAAAGAAAAGGCAAAACUAGAAGAAAAACUUGCUGAUUUAGAAUUUGGUUCUCUUGUUUAACAAAAAAAUAAAUAAAUAAAUAAAACAAUAAAAAAUAAAAAUUAAAUAAAAUAAUGUUAAUGAAUAAAUAAAAUAAACAAACACAAAAAAACAAUGAGAACAAAGAAAUAAAUAAACAAAAAUAACAAAAUUAACACAAAAAAGUUGACUGUAUUUACAUUUUUUACUUGAGAACAAAAAGAAAAAAAAAAAAAUUAUAUGUUGAUAAUUCUAGUGUAAAAGAAGCAGAAAUGGAAGGAUUACA